GUGAAUAUAGGUUAGGCAAGUGUCAAAAAACUAAUUUUAAGAGGUAAUUUAUUAAAAUUGUGAAUAAUGUCCAACUAUAUUACUGGACCAGAUGUUGUUAAAUAUGCCUGUUCCUGCGGUCUUCUUAAGCCUAUAACAAGAUUAUACUUUUGUCGUCAUUGUUUAGAAUUAAGGUGUGGAUUCUGCGUUUGUCAUGAGGUGGAUUCUAAUUACUGCGGUAAGUGCUGUGAGAAUUUACCGUCAGCAGAAGCAAGAUUAAAGAAGAAUAGGUGUGGUGAUUGUUACGAUUGUCCCAGUUGCAAACAAAAUUUGUCUAAACGAGCAGCCACGGUUGGUCCAAAAAAUCCCGAGGACCCAAAAGCAACACCUCGUAAAGUUUAUUAUUUGCUUUGCUUAAAUUGUCGGUGGAGUUCGAGAGACGUUGGAAUACCAGACCAAGCUGCAGCUACUGGCAGUUGGCCUGAAAGGGAAAAUGUUCAUGCUGCAAGGCUACAAGAAAUCAUUGAGAUGUAUAAAGGUAUUGUUUUGGCUGAAAAACAGCAAAAAAUGGAGAAAGACAAGAAGAAACAGAGACGAUUUAUGACAUUUACAGAUAGAACAGGAAUAACAGCCUCUAUGUUAAGAAAGCGUAUUGGAUUGCCCGAUAUUCCUCAUCCCCUUCUAAAACCAAAACCUAAAGAACCUGAAGAAGCAGUUGCUAAAGAAGAAGUUGAAGAGUUUCCUGAAGAGCUGUUAACAAAACCCAUAAACCUCAAUGAAAUUACUACCCUUGAACAGAGGCUUAAUUUACCUGAAUGGCAGCCAACAACCGUUGAUAAACUAUUCCCUAUUCAUAAACAAGUAUCAGUCAAAAGAUCACAAAGAUGCAGGGCAUGUGAACACAACGUUAGCAAACCUGAGUAUAGCCCAACAUCGAUUAAAUUCAAAAUUCAACUUUUUGCUUUUUAUCAUAUUCCUGAAGUAAGAAUUUUUACUGUUGAACCUCUAAGGGCAGGUAAACAAUGUGAACUUCUUUUGAAGUUUUCUAAUCCGACUCAACAUCAAACAGUUAUUACAUUUUUACCACUUUUCCCUUCUGAAGAUUCUUUUGCUUCUAAAGAAAUUAAAGAACUUGUGCCUGAUGAAGAAGUACCUUCUAGGGAGAUAGUGAUAGAAGAGAAACAGCCCCCAUCUUUACCGGGCAGUCAACCUAGUAGUCUUUUGCAUACAUCUUUAUCUCGUACCCCAUCAAUUACUGUUAAACCUCGUCCUAUUAAGCAAGCUAUUACAGCAAAUGUAGAAUUGCCUACAAGUAAUUUUGUGUUGUUGCCAAGAGACGAUGCUGCGGAAUUUGAUGACUCUGGAGAUACUCAUAAUAUACAAGAUGACACGAAACUUGUAGUUUGGAGAAAAUCAAAUAAAGCUGUUAUCAGAUUGAAUAUUACACCUUUAGAGAAUUUAAACAUUGGAGAUGAAGUUGUUGUUGGUUUUACAAUGCAACAUAUUUAUGUGAAUACAAUAACAGCCGUAGAAAGUAAAGAACCCCAACGGUAUAAUAAUAAUGUUAAGGUUUUUCAAUAUUUAGGAAAAAUUGUAGGCUCAGAAUAAAAUAUUUAAUUACCAGGUAAUUAAUUCAAAUAGUGUAUCUUAUUAUUGUCUUUUGUACUGCAGCAUGCUUAACAUUCAUUUUAAAUUAUAAUACUUUUACAUAAUUUGUACUUCUUUUUCUACAUAUAUUCUUG
This is a messenger RNA of Agrilus planipennis (emerald ash borer), 1721 nucleotides long. It is a transcript of the gene DCTN4-p62, whose product is annotated as dynactin subunit 4. The record is from RefSeq and is a predicted model, not a curated record. NCBI's taxonomy places the organism in Eukaryota, Metazoa, Arthropoda, Insecta, Coleoptera, Buprestidae. The transcript has 8 exons. The coding region runs from base 67 to 1587 and encodes 506 amino acids. Gene Ontology annotation, cellular component: dynactin complex.